AUGGAGGAGCUUGUGGCCAAGCUGCCAACGAGCAAGCGAGUGGAUUGGGCCAGGCAUGCUGCAACGAUCGCGCCCUUUUCCACUGUAGUCCACUUCAGCGCAUGGCUACAGGAGUACCCAAACGUGGUGUGCACGGUUUUGUGGAGGACAGCAUGGAAUAUUGAACUGCAGAGAAUUUAUUGGAGCUUCGCCACAGGAAAGGUGGAGCAAUGUGAGUGCCAGAUUAAUGGAUGCCGAAGGGAGCAUCACCGUCUGCUACAUGGUGCGGACGAGGAGCGAAGGCCGCUGCAGCGAGGUGGCUUCAGACGCCACGAAGGGAACCAGCAGCCAGCAGUUUCCAGACGCAGCCCGGCCAGGAGGCCUUCGCUACGAGAUGGUCACAGGGACCAGGAGAGGAACCGGCAGCCAGCCGUUCCCAGCAACAGCCUGGAGAGAGGAGCUCCGCGUGAAGCGGAAGCGCCCAUGCAGAGGAAUUUGAGCUGCGUUGACGCCGAAGGAGGCCGUCUACUGUUCCGUAUACUGCCGGUUACGCUGUACGGAGCGGGGCGAAAGGUGGAUACGUAUGCGCUCCUAGAUGAGGGAUCCUCCGUCACGAUGAGCGAUGACGAGCUACGAAGGGAUCUUGGAGUGCAAGGAGAGCGUCGGCAGCUAAAUAUCCAAUGGUUUGGAGGUAAGGCAACCAGAGAGCCUACCAACGUGGUGAGUCUGAAGAUAAGUGGAGUUGGAAAGCCCACUCGCCAUGUAUUGAAAAACUUUUAUGCCGUUUCGAGCUUGAGUUUGCCGAUGCAGACAUUGAGCCGACGAGAUGUCCAGGGCGUGCACAGGGAUGCGCGUCUGCCGAUGAAGCCUUACAGCAACGUGGUGCCGAAGCUGCUCAUCGGCCUGGAUCACGGACAUCUGGGGUUGCCACUUAGGACGAGGCGGUUCGCUCGAGAGGGACCGUAUGCGGCCGCAACCAAGCUGGGCUGGGUUGUGUUUGGGCCUGUAAGUGGGCAACCGACCACGCCGUCACCGAGGUCCUGCCUACUUGCCGUGUCAGUGGAUGACGCGAUGGAAAAGAUGGUGGAGGACUACUUCGACAUGGAGAAUUUUGGAGUGAAGCCCGCGCCGCCGGUCGCAGCCAGCGACGAUGUUCGGGCCCAAAGGAUACUCGAAGACACCACGGUGAAAGUGGGGCGUCGCUACCAGACGGGAUUACUCUGGAAGGACGACCACGUUGUGCUGCCACCGAGCUAUGAGAUGGAGUACAGGAGGCUGGUCAACGUCGAGAAGAAGAUGAAGCGCAACAAGCCGUUGGCGCAGGAAUACGAUCGGAUUAUAAAGGAUUACGUGUCUAAAGGAUACGCGAGGAGGCUGCAGCCGGAGGAGGUCGCGGUAAGGAGCGAUCGCCUAUGGUAUUUGCCACAUUUCGGUGUCGAAAACCCAAACAAGCCCGGCAAGGUACGGCUUGUGUUUGAUGCUGCAGCCAAAGUUGGAGGAACCUCGCUAAACUCGGAGCUGGACAAAGGGCCUCAGCACUAUAAGCCUUUGCCAGCUGUGCUCUUUCAUUUCAGAGAGGGAGCCGUCGGAGUCUGCGGUGACAUCAAGGAGAUGUUCCACCAAGUGCUGAUCCGACCCGAGGAUAGAUGUUCCCAACGAUUCCUCUGGAGAGAUGGCGACGACGAGAGAGAUCCGGAUGUCUAUGAGAUGAACGUAAUGACGUUUGGAGCAGCCUGCUCGCCGAGCGCUUCGCAUUACGUGAAGACUAUGAAUGCCCUGAAGUAUCGGGAUUCGGAUCCGAAAGCGGUCAAGGCCAUCACCGACUACCAUUAUGUCGAUGACUAUGUGGACAGUUUCGCUACAGAGAGCGAGGCUAUCAGCGUAUCUACCCGAGUGAAGGAGAUACACAAGGAUGCUGGAUUCGAAUUAUGCCAGUUUUCAUCCAGCUCACCCACCGUGGAGACGGCUUUAGGACCUGGUCGAGUCAAGAGCGUCGGAUGGGGUGAGGCUGAAGAGAAGAUCCUCGGAAUGCGUUGGCAAGUAGCAAAAGAUGACUUCAGAUUCAACGUGGAGUAUCAUCGAGUGCCAAGCAGCGUCCUGAGUGGAGAUCGAGUCCCUACGAAGAGGGAAUAUUUGAGCCUGGUGAUGUCAACGUUUGACCCCCUGGGAUUCCUGUGCUGCCUCAUGGUUACAGCGAAGCUGCUGCUGCGAGAGAUUUGGAGGCAGAAGAUCCAGUGGGACGAACCACUACCGGAGGAGUUAAGCAAGAUGGACGCCGUGGGACAGUUCCGAUGUCCGCGCCAUUAUUUUGGGCGUGGAGCAGUCCGGGCCGUAGAGUUGCACGUCUUCGCGGAUGCUAGUCAGGCAGCAUUCGCGGCGGUGGCCUAUUGGAGGGUCACAUAUGAGGACGACGACGUGCAGGUGAGCUUCGUGAGUGCGAAGACGAAGUGUGCCCCAAUUAGAACGAUGACGAUCCCACGGCUGGAGCUGCAGGCAGCAGUUCUUGGAACCAGGCUGAUGAACACUGUCAAGGAGGAGCACAGUGUGGUCAUCACGGACCUGGUGUUAUGGACGGACUCUAAGACGGUGCUGAGAUGGAUCGGCAGCACCCACCGCCGGUAUAAGCAGUUUGUUGGCAACCGAGUGGCGGAGAUUUUGGAGUCGUCGAAGGUUUCCCAAUGGAGAUGGGUGCCUACAGCCGACAAUGCGGCUGAUGAUGCGACGCGGUCGCAGAAAGGAGUCGACCUUAGCCAGGAAUCAAGGGGGAUAAGAGGACCUGCAUUUUUGAGGCAGCCAGCAGCCAGCUGGCCGGGGCCUGAGGAAGGAACUGAGCGUGUUCCAGAUGCCCCUGAUGUAGAAGAGAUGCCCAGUGAGUUUGCAUUAGUUGCGGCAGACGAUUUUGUUAUUCCGUUUCAGAGAUUCUCGAGCUUCAGUCGCCUGGUGAGGACCACAGCCAGGGUCCUACGGUUUACGCGCUGGUGCCGUAAACAGCGAAACGAGCUCGAGGAAUACGGCCUUACUGCAGCAGAAUGUAAGGACGCGGAGAACCUGUUGGUCAGACAGGCACAAUUGGAGUCGUUCCCCGACGAGAUGAUGUCGGCGGAAACUGGACAGGACGUCGCUAGAUCGAGCGACAUUCGAGGGUUGGUGCCCUACCUACGCUUGUGCGCCGCGAGAAGUGGUGCCGCCGAACGGAGCACAUCCACCAGGGUGAUAUGGUCUUCGUCUGCGAUGCUGCCUUGGCCCGACGAGAGUGGCGCAAGGGCAUCGUGGAGGAGAUCUACACACUGCGUUAGUUACCGCCUCAGCAUACACUCUCGGUCGGUGGCGGAUGUUGGCAGGCGGUUCGCGUCAAACGGCUCAAGCAGACGAACGACCGUCGGCAAGCGACAAUGGUUGUCGGCGGUUCGACGCAACGAGAAGUUCGCCGAGCGAACGGUCGUCGGUCGACGUCAGGCCGGACGGUUCGGGCGGUCGGAGAUCGAGGUUCAGUGCAACAAAAAGUUCGAUGUGAGCAGGAGACGUGCGAAUAUCCCUAAGGAUCCUAUAGCCCUCAUCAUGAGAAAUGAGGUUGCCCAUAAAGUCUUCAUUCAGGACGUUAGCAGCUGUAAUGGCACUGGAGGCACUCCGCUUACUGUAAAGAGAUCUCAGUUGGCCUACAUCAAGAAUUGCUCGACUGCUGUGGAGGCAUGGAACAAAUUGAGGGAAGUACAUCAGCCAAGCGGGCCUGUACGAAAGGUACAGUUGUACAAGAAGAUGCUUAACAAACGGAUGGAGCAAAGCCAGAGCAUGUCAACACAUAUAAGCGAUUUUGUGGAAAUUCUGGAUGGUCUAGCUGGAGUUGGAAUAGAGCUAAACGAUGAGUUACGAACUAUCGUUUUGCUGUCGAGCCUUCCUGAAGAAUUCAAACAUUUCGUGGUGGCCAUGGAAUCACGAGAUCAGUUGCCUACUUUCGAGAUUCUGACCAUAGAGUUAAAGGAAAAGAGCGAACGAAAGGGAAUAGCAGAAGAGCGAAUUGACAAUACUAACACUCGCUUGAACACAGAGGCAAAAUUGGCAGACAAGGACGUAUGA
This is a messenger RNA of Drosophila yakuba, 4053 nucleotides long. RefSeq lists its product as uncharacterized. The record is from RefSeq and is a predicted model, not a curated record. The transcript is spliced from 5 exons. Bases 1 to 4053 code for a protein of 1350 amino acids. NCBI's taxonomy places the organism in Eukaryota, Metazoa, Arthropoda, Insecta, Diptera, Drosophilidae.